Notothenia coriiceps (black rockcod) is the source of this 495-nucleotide messenger RNA. Its product is annotated as rho guanine nucleotide exchange factor 18-like. The transcript has 3 exons. NCBI's taxonomy places the organism in Eukaryota, Metazoa, Chordata, Actinopteri, Perciformes, Nototheniidae. The record is from RefSeq and is a predicted model, not a curated record. The annotation marks the transcript as partial. Gene Ontology annotation, biological process: regulation of Rho protein signal transduction. Gene Ontology annotation, cellular component: plasma membrane. Gene Ontology annotation, molecular function: guanyl-nucleotide exchange factor activity.
AGCUGAUGCAGACGGAGAUGCACCACGUGCGGACGCUGAAGAUCAUGCUGCGCGUUUACGUCCGGGAGCUGAAGGAGAACCUGCAGAUGGACUCUGGGAAGCUGGACUGUCUGUUCCCCCGCCUGGAGAACCUCCUCGAGCUUCACACACACUUCCUGUCUCGCCUCAAAGAGCGGCGGCGAGAGAACCUCACUUCGCCCAACGAGAGGAACUACUCCAUCAACAGGGUGGCCGACAUUCUGAUCACACAGUUCUCAGGUGAGGUGGGGGGGAGGAUGAAGGAAAGCUAUGGAGAUUUCUGCAGUCACCACACCGAGGCUGUCAGCUACUACAAAGAACAGCUGCACAACAACAAAAAGUUCCAAAACAUCAUUCGGAAAGUCAACAACCUGUCCAUUGUGCGGAGGUUAGGAGUGUCCGAGUGCAUCCUGUUGGUGACGCAGCGCAUCAUGAAGUACCCGGUACUAGUGGAGCGCAUUAUCCUCAACACUGAAG